Messenger RNA from Pongo pygmaeus (Bornean orangutan), 649 nucleotides. RefSeq names its product cleavage and polyadenylation specific factor 4 like (gene CPSF4L). The record is from RefSeq and is a predicted model, not a curated record. NCBI's taxonomy places the organism in Eukaryota, Metazoa, Chordata, Mammalia, Primates, Hominidae. The transcript has 6 exons. Gene Ontology annotation, cellular component: mRNA cleavage and polyadenylation specificity factor complex. Bases 63 to 602 code for a protein of 179 amino acids. Gene Ontology annotation, molecular function: RNA binding; metal ion binding.
GCUAUAUUGGGCCCACCUGCCUGGGUUCCAGCAGCUUCCACAGCCCCAGCAGCAGACGGAAGAUGCAAGAGGUCAUUGCAGGGCUGGAGCGGUUCACCUUUGCCUUCGAGAAGGAUGUCGAGAUGCAGAAGGGCGCUGGGCUCCUGCCUUUCCAGGGCAUGAACAAGUCGGCUUCAGCUGUGUGCAACUUCUUCACUAAAGGGCUCUGUGAGAAAGGGAAACUCUGCCCCUUCCGACAUGACCGAGGGGAGAAGAUGGUGGUGUGCAAGCACUGGCUCCGGGGGCUGUGCAAGAAGGGUGAUCACUGCAAGUUCCUGCACCAGUAUGACCUCACCAGGAUGCCUGAGUGCUACUUCUACUCCAAGUUUGGUGACUGCAGCAACAAGGAGUGUCCUUUCCUCCAUGUGAAGCCAGCUUUCAAGUCCCAGGACUGUCCUUGGUAUGACCAAGGUUUCUGCAAGGACGGUCCUCUGUGUAAAUACCGCCAUGUCCCCAGAAUAAUGUGUCUCAACUAUUUAGUUGGCUUCUGCCCCGAGGGACCCAAGUGCCAAUUUGCUCAGAAUAUUCGGGAAUUCAAGCUGCUGCCUGGAAGCAAGAUCUAAGUAUUGCUUCUUACCUAGUGGGGCUCUCACCAAUGCCACAGACAGGG